AUGACGACGACGUGCGCCUCGUUCGCGAGCACAAGCGCUCGCGCGACGGCACGUUCGACGAUACAGACAAAGGGUACGCGCUCGGGUGUCUGGAGGCGUCGAUGCGCGACGCACGGGACGAACGCGAGGACGAACGCCAUUCGUUUCCGUGCGCUGGACACGCGGUCCGAGCGCUCGAGUGCGCUGGUGCGCGCGCGCGCGUCGGUCGACGACGACGCGAAGCCGAGCGAGUACGGGUUGGAUCACUUGACCGGUGAGCCGCUCGAAGAGAAGGGACAGAUGACGGCCAUCAUCACGGGGGUGGUCUCCGUGGCACUCGCGCUCGGGUACCUGGCGCUCGUGCAGGUGUUCGACUCGAGGGAUAUGCUGCCGCCGCCUCCGGAGGCGCUGGGUGAUGGGAGCGCGGUGAUGGAGAAUGGGCGCUAA
Molecule: messenger RNA, 426 nt
Organism: Ostreococcus tauri
Lineage: Eukaryota; Viridiplantae; Chlorophyta; Mamiellophyceae; Mamiellales; Bathycoccaceae
Product: unnamed product
Exons: 1
Coding region: 1-426 (141 amino acids)
Source: RefSeq, a predicted model, not a curated record